AAGCUGGUCUUAACAUUCAUUCGCACCACAAAUCAUUUUUCUAUAUCAAACUUCUUAUCCUUCUUUCUUUGCUCUCCUUUAACUCAACCAUGGCAGAUGAGAUUGUUCUGCUAGAUUUCUGGCCAAGUCCUUUUGCGGCGAGGGUCAAGAUUGCCCUUGCUGAAAAGGCCAUCAAGUAUGAGUCCAAAGAAGAGGACGUGAUCAGUAACAAGAGUCCUCUGCUCCUCCAAAUGAACCCGGUUCACAAGAAAAUCCCAGUUCUCAUCCACAAUGGCAAGCCCGUUUGUGAAUCUCUCAUUGCUGUUCAGUACAUUGAGGAGGUUUGGAAUGACAGAAAUCCUUUGUUGUCUUCUGAUCCUUACCAGAGAGCUCAGGCUAGAUUCUGGGUUGACUAUGUUGAAAAGAUGAUAUAUGAACAUUGGAGCAAGUUUUGGACAUCAAAAGGAGAAGAAAUAGAAAUUGCCAAGAAGGAAUUCAUAGAAGCCCUUAAAUUGUUGGAGGAUCAACUAGGAGACAAUACUUAUUUUGGAGGAGACAAUCUUGGUUUUGUGGACAUAGCACUUGUUCCAUUCUACUCUUGGUUCAAAGUCUAUGAUACUUUGGGCUACCUCAACUUAGAGAGUGACUGCCCCAAGUUUAUUGCUUGGGUCAAGAGGUGCUUGCAGAAAGAGAGUGUUUCUAAGUCUCUUCCUGAUCAGCAUAAGCUUCACGAGUACGCUACGGAGUUAAGAAAGAAGUUAGGAUUACAAUAAAAUUGACUUUUAGUGACAUUUAAUAUAAUUUUUAAUAACAAUAAAAAUUAUUGCAAAAUCUUUUACUAGUAUUUCCACAUUAGUUACUAUAUGUAGUGUUGCUAAAAUAUUUAGUGAACAAUUAUUUUGUAUGCUGGUAAAGACCCUUAUAAUGGUCGGGAAAAAUGUAAAGUUUUUAUGACAUUUUUAGUGACAUUUAAUA
Messenger RNA from Cajanus cajan (pigeon pea), 954 nucleotides. Its product is annotated as putative glutathione S-transferase. Lineage: Eukaryota; Viridiplantae; Streptophyta; Magnoliopsida; Fabales; Fabaceae. Gene Ontology annotation, cellular component: cytoplasm. The record is from RefSeq and is a predicted model, not a curated record. Gene Ontology annotation, biological process: glutathione metabolic process. Gene Ontology annotation, molecular function: glutathione transferase activity.